Catharus ustulatus (Swainson's thrush) is the source of this 1252-nucleotide messenger RNA. It is a transcript of the gene CDC37, whose product is annotated as cell division cycle 37, HSP90 cochaperone. The record is from RefSeq and is a predicted model, not a curated record. The transcript is spliced from 8 exons. NCBI's taxonomy places the organism in Eukaryota, Metazoa, Chordata, Aves, Passeriformes, Turdidae. The coding region runs from base 73 to 1185 and encodes 370 amino acids. Gene Ontology annotation, molecular function: heat shock protein binding; protein-folding chaperone binding; protein kinase binding. Gene Ontology annotation, cellular component: cytoplasm. Gene Ontology annotation, biological process: protein stabilization; protein folding.
ACCGGAAGUGCGUCAGGCGCGGGCGGAAGUAGCCGGGCCGGGCGGGUGCCGGAGGGUCGCGGCGGCCUCGCCAUGGUGGAUUACAGCGUGUGGGACCACAUCGAGGUCUCGGACGACGAAGACGAGACUCACCCCAACAUCGACACCGCCAGUCUUUUCCGAUGGCGGCACCAGGCCCGAGUGGAGAGGAUGGAGCAGUUCCAGAAGGAGAAGGAGGAGCUGGAUAAAGGCUGCAGGGAAUGCAAGAGGAAACUCGCCGAGUGCCAGAAGAAAAUGAAGGAGUUGGAAGUGGCUGAUCCAGAGAGUGGCAAAGGGGAGCUGGAAAAGCUCCAGGCCGAGGCCCAGCAGCUGAAAAACGAGGAGAAAAGUUGGGAGAACAAGCUGGAGGAGCUGAGGAAGAAGGAGAAGAACAUGCCCUGGAAUGUGGACACGCUCAGCAAGGACGGCUUCAGCAAGAGUGUUUUCAACGUGAAACCCGAGGAGAAGGAGGAGACAGAGGAGCAGAAGGAAAAAAAACACAAAACGUUCGUGGAGAGAUACGAGAAGCAGAUUAAACACUUUGGGAUGCUGAGGCGUUGGGAUGACUCCCAGAAAUACCUGUCAGACAAUCCUCACCUGGUGUGUGAGGAGACAGCGAAUUAUUUGGUGAUCUGGUGCAUCGACCUGGAGGUGGAGGAGAAACACGCCCUGAUGGAGCAGGUUGCCCACCAGACCAUCGUCAUGCAGUUCACCCUGGAGCUGGCCAAGAGUCUCAAGGUUGAUCCCAGGGCCUGUUUCAGGCAGUUCUUCACCAAGAUCAAGACUGCAGAUCAACAAUACCUGGAGGGUUUCACAGAGGAGCUGGAGGCGUUCAAGGAGCGCGUGCGGGGCCGGGCGCGGGCGCGGCUGGAGCGCGCGCUGCGCGAGUACGAGCAGGAGGAGCGGCAGAAGCGCCUCGGGCCCGGCGGCCUCGACCCCGUGGAGGUGUUUGAGUCCCUGCCUGCCGAGCUGCAGAAAUGUUUCGAUGUCAAGGACGUGCAGCUGCUGCAGGAAACCAUCGGCAAGAUGGACCCCACGGAGGCCAAGUACCACAUGCAGCGCUGCAUCGACUCGGGGCUCUGGGUCCCCAACGCCAAAGGCGGCGACGGCGCCGACAAAGGGGCGGGGGAGGCGCCCCAGGAGGAGUCCCCCAAGGAAUCACCCUGAGAAAAUGGGGGGAAAACAGCAGAAAAAGGGCAAAAAUGGAAAAAAAAAUACAAAAAAAUGUCAAAAA